This is a messenger RNA of Amorphotheca resinae ATCC 22711, 7542 nucleotides long. RefSeq lists its product as hypothetical. Bases 1 to 7221 code for a protein of 2406 amino acids. The record is from RefSeq and is a predicted model, not a curated record. Lineage: Eukaryota; Fungi; Ascomycota; Leotiomycetes; Helotiales; Amorphothecaceae. Gene Ontology annotation, molecular function: ATP hydrolysis activity; ATP binding; helicase activity. The transcript has 9 exons.
AUGUCCGUAGCCACCUACACCAACAGCAGUGCUGCAAGGCUCCGUGAUACAAGCUGUUGGGAGAGCUGCAGGGAGAACAGCCAGGCCCAUCCUCUCUACGAGGAAGCCUUGUUUGUUUCGGGCUGUACCGUCGAGCCAAUGGCUCUCGAAAGCCUGAAUAGAACAUCAAAGCAAUGGGAAGAGACCUCCUUCAAUGAUAUCUUCAAGACAUCCCCUCUCCUGCUUUCGGCUGUUGCGCAGAUGGCAUCGUCGGCAGACGACCCUCGAAUCUCUCGACUUUCGAAGCUCUUCAACGAAGUGGUUUGCGGCCGGAAAACCUUAGACUCAUCACGAAGUGGAAAACUCUUCAUCGAAGCCAUCUGCGCCCGAGAAGACCCCGCUGCCUGUAUACACAAGCUUCUUUCCAAUCAGCCGGGUCUCGUUGCUCUCCAAGCAUGCGUUCGCUUCGAUACAUCCCCUUCAUUCAUCAAUGAAAACGCGAUCGUGUUGCUUCAAUACUUGCAACUUCCAUCUCUAGAAACAAUUGACUCUGGGCAAGCCCUGGGAAAGAUACUUCUCAGUAUAGUCGAUCCACCAUACUUCUGGGAUGCUUUUACCAAAGCAUUCCGUGACAAGCUUUUGGCCCCAAAAGCUUAUCAUGCAUAUGCAUGGCUACUUCUACGACUAAUAUACUUGCCGGGAAAGGGGUCAUCUCCUUACCUAGCGCUGGCAAAAUCCCCCGACAUAUUGACACCAAUACUAAACUCGCCCGAAGGCGGAACGCGGAUUCUUGGACAAAAAAUUAAGCAUGCUUUAUCUCUUGAUUCAUCAGACUUGCACAUUGAUGCCGAGGUCAAGCCAGGAGGUAGACAUGACAACGAUCAUGAGGAUUACAGAGAAAUUUCGAUCAUGCCGACCGCUGAUGAGCUUCUAUCGCAGGAGCGACCUUUCCUUCGCACAGCUGAUGUCAUCCAAGCUCCUUCACUGAAAUCCUCCCGUCAUUCUAUACACUUGGAUAAUCAGUUCCGGCUUCUACGAGAGGAUAUGAUGGGGGAAAUUCGAGAAGAAAUCCAGAUCUUGGUAGGUGCCAAACCCGGUCGUCACAAAGGCCUUAUUGUCAAUGAUCUUCGAUUGGACGGAGUUGAGAUGGGGACUGUUAGAAAGCGUCAGCCUUUGGGUAUCAGACUGCAGUGUGUGAAAGAACUACCGCCUUUGAGCAAAAUAGACCCAGAGAAACGGAGGGCAUACCUUGGGGACAACCGCCAUAUUUUACGCCACGGGAGUAUGGCAUGUCUGGUUGUAAAUAAUCAACCAGUGGCGUUUCCCACCAUCGUCAGGAAUGAGGAUUAUCUUGCGAAGACACCAGCGACCAUUGUUGUACAUUUUCAAGAUGAUUCAUCGUUGCGAUAUGCUCUUUUAAGGAUGAAAACGGCUAUGAAUAUCCAAUUGGUUCAGCUCGACUCGGCGGUCUUCGCUUUUGAGCCAUUUCUCAAACGCCUUCAAGAUAUGAAGGAACUCCCAUUGCCGGAAGAACUUCUUCACUGGGAAGAAGGGCAGGUUCUGGAAGCUCCGUCCUUCUGUCCUGAACGAACAAUCAAGAUCCUGCAAUCGAAAGAAGGCAAAGACCUCCAGGCUGUUCUCGGAACGAAAACAAGUAUUAAACUAGACGAGUCACAGAGGAACUCGCUGUACGCUUGUCUAUCUCAACGCGUCAGCCUAGUGCUAGGUCCACCAGGGACUGGGAAGUCCUUCAUUGGGGCAUUGGUUGCCAAGGUGUUAUGUGAUUCCACAUCUCAAUCAAUCCUUGUGGUUUGCUUCACAAACCAUGCGCUUGACCAAUUUCUCGAAGAUCUAAUAGACAUCGGCAUCCCAACAUCUGAUAUGAUCCGGCUUGGUGGAAAGUCCACAGAUCGAACAAAGCCUCUCACCCUUUAUGAGCAACCUGGCUCCAAGCUCACCCCUUCUCAAUGGGAUAAGGUCAACAAACUAGAGUUAAGACUUCGACAGCACGAAGACCGUCUUCGAAAAGCAUUUGACCGAUAUUGGGCAGGGGGCACGAAACAACGUCUCAUGGAGUAUCUUGAAUUUGCAGUUGAAGAACCCUUGCCCUUUUUUGAGGCCUUCUCAGUCCCCACAGGAGGUGAGGACAGGAUGAUCAAGGUAGGUCGAAAGGGUAAAGCUGUAGAUCCUUUCUACCUUCUAGAUCGGUGGACCAGAGGCACUACAGAUGCUGGAGCCUUCAAACACAUCCAACCGGAAGGUUCGGCGCUGGUCUGGAGAAUGACCCCGCAGAUGAGACAGUCUGCCCAAUUGCGAUGGCAGAUGGCCAUUCUUGAAGAUCUCGUUACAGAAGUUCACCGCCUCGCUCAGGAUUUUAACACUGACCAGAUGAAGAUUGACAAUAUAUUCAGCCAAAGAGAUACAGACGCUAUUCAGGGAAAACGAAUCAUUGCUUGCACAACAAACGGUGCUGCAAAAUAUGCGCAAGCUAUUCAGUCGGCCUCUCCCGGCAUAGUUUUGGUUGAGGAAGCCGGCGAGAUCCUGGAGGCGCAUAUUUUGACCGCCAUGGGCCUGCAUACAGAGCAGUUGAUCUUAAUAGGAGACCACAAACAACUACGGCCAAAAUGUAGUUAUGAACUCAGCGUCGAUGGGGGAAAUGGUUAUGACUUGAAUCGCUCACUAUUCGAAAGAUUGAUUCGCGCUGGUUUUCCACAUCAAUCUCUUACAAAACAGCAUCGAAUGCGGCCAGAAAUAUCCGCUCUUAUUCGCCACUUGACUUACCCCGAGCUUACAGAUGCAGAUUCAACGCGUGGCCGCGACAAUCUUCGUGGAUUCCUGGACAAUGUGAUGUUCAUCAACCACUCAGAACCAGAGAUUGAGUUGGAACAAUCCCGCGAGCUGAGAAAUUUGGGUACUAAAUCUUCAAAGCAGAACUUGUUUGAGGCAAAGAUGAUCCUGAAAUGCGUUCGAUAUCUUGCUCAGCAAGGGUAUGGUUCCGAUAAGUUAGUAGUUUUAACGCCGUAUUUGGGACAGCUGAAAUUGCUCCGAGACCAGCUCUCAAAGGAGAAUGAUCCGAUACUGAAUGAUAUGGACAAAUUUGACCUAGCUCGUGCUGGGCUGUUGACGGAUCUCAGUUCUAAAUCGUCGAAGCCUUCGCUCAGGAUAUCUACCGUGGAUAACUAUCAGGGCGAAGAAAGUGACAUUGUCCUUGUCUCGCUCACGAGAAGUAACAAAUCAUAUGAUAUCGGGUUUAUGGCUGAACCUGAGAGAUUGAAUGUUCUGCUUUCUCGAGCCCGUAACGCCUUAAUUAUAACUGGAAAUGCCGAUACCUUCCUUCACGCGCGGAAGGGUAGAGUGUUGUGGCGCAAAUUUCUCGAUAACAUGAAGGAAUAUGGGCACAUCUACGAAGGGUUUCCCGUCAAAUGUGAGAAGCAUCCAGAUCGGACCGAAAUCCUGUCAUCACCAGAGGCAUUCGAGACACAUGUCCCCGAUGGUGGGUGCAAGGAGCCAUGUGGAGUAUUGCUGAAAUGUGGCACCCACAAAUGUCCCAGCAAGUGUCAUCAAAUAUAUGACCAUUCAAAAAUAAAAUGCAUGGCAAUCUUGAAGCAGAAAUGCCAGAAUGGCCACCCUCAGUCGUGGCGUUGCCACUCCGGUGCCCCCUCUCUUACAGCCUGCCCAAAAUGCGAAAGAGAGCGGAAAGAAGCUGAAAGAAAGGCUCAGAAGGCGCUUGAUGAUCAACAGAAAAGGGAUGCCCAAAUUCAAAAACAUCUUUUAGAGGUGGCCAAAAUCCAGGAAGAGAUCGAUAAAAUCUCACAGAGUAUGAGGGACGCUCGCCUGAGUAUUGAACAAGAAAACGCUCUUGCUCAAAAAAGGAAAGACCUUGCCGCUGCCAAAGAGAUGGCAGAUAAGACAAUCUUCACACCUUUGAAAUCCGCAGUCGGCACGAAAGCUGACAAUUUUCCUUGUCCGGCCGAUAAGUCUAUCCAGAAAUCACCACAGCUACAGCCAUCACAAACUCCAAAACCCUCAAACUGGGCCGCAAAAUUAGAGAGAAGUUUAAAAAGCUGCCUUGAUCACAACGUCUCACCUUCGCAGACCGAAUGGCAGCGCCAGAAAGACCAGGAAAAUGCGAGCAAUCCUGCUAUCGAUAUGAUUAUGGAAAUGAUUGGCCUGGAAGAUGUUAAGUCACAGGUCCUGCGAAUAAAGUCAAAGGUAGAGACUAGUAUCCGACAAGGAAUUGAUCUGACAAAAGAGCGUCUUGGACUUGUUUUGUUGGGCAACCCAGGCACAGGUAAAACGACCGUGGCAAGACAUUAUGCCAAGGUCCUUGCCUCUCUGCAAGUAUUAUCCGGUGAUGGCUUUAUUGAAACGACCGGCUCACGCCUUGCCCAUGGUGGUGUCAAUGAAGUUAAGGACCAUCUGAAAUCUCUGGAGAAAAGUGAUGGGGGGGUUUAUUUCAUUGACGAGGCAUACCAGCUCGCCGAGGGACAUAACUUCAACGGGAAAACGGUUCUGGAUUUUCUGCUUGCCGAAAUCGAAAACCUCACGGGGAAGGUUGUCUUUGUAUUUGCUGGAUAUCGCAAGCAGAUGGAAAAGUUUUUCGAGCACAACCCUGGGUUUUCAAGUCGGAUUCCUAACACACUUCAUUUUGAAGACUAUACAGAUUCGGAACUUUUGAAGAUGCUACAGUAUCAGAUCAAUAAACUCUACCAGUCAACAAUGGACAUUGAUGGAGGCGUUGAUGGGCUAUAUAUGCGUAUCGCUGUUCGGCGCUUAGGGCGAGGUAGAGGCCGAGAUGGCUUUGGAAAUGCUCGAGCGCUGGAAAAUCUGUUUGCUCAAAUCCGCGGCCGCCAAUCCGACCGUCUUGUGAAAGAACGCAGAGAAGGACUUGUCCCUGAUGACUACACCUUCACCAAGGAAGACCUCAUUGGACCGGAUCCAUCUAAAGCCAUCCUGUGUUGUGCAGCGUGGGAGAAGCUCCAGAAGCUUACCGGCUUGAAGUCCGUGAAGGAUUCUGUGAGUUUCUUGAUCCAUCUUAUCAAGACUAACUACGAAAGAGAGCUUCAAGAGAAAGAACCGAUUGAAGUCUCGCUCAAUCGUGUAUUCCUGGGCUCUCCGGGCACUGGAAAGACAACAGUAGCAAAACUGUAUGGGCAAAUUCUUGCAGAUAUUGGACUACUGAGUAAUGGUGAAGUUGUCACUAAAAACCCAGCGGACUUUAUUGGCAACGUUAUAGGACAAUCUGAAGCCAACACAAAAUCAAUCCUCGCUACCACCGUCGGAAAAGUCCUGAUCAUCGAUGAAGCAUACACGCUAUAUUCUGGUUCCGGCGGCAGCGACCUAUACAAGACCGCCGUCAUUGACACAAUUGUUGCCGAAAUACAGAGCGUACCAGGAGAAGAUCGAUGUGUUCUGCUUCUUGGUUACGAGGAUCAAAUGGUGGAGAUGUUUCAAAAUGUGAAUCCCGGUCUUACUCGACGCUUCCAACUUUCGGAUGCCUUCCAUUUCGAAGAUUUCAGCGAUUCGGAGCUACAGGAGAUACUCGAACUGAAGCUCAAGAAUCAGGGGUUAGGAGCCACGGUUCAGGCGGUAUCUGUCGCGAUUGAUGUCUUGAGUCGACUUCGCAACGGAUUGCAUUUCGGCAAUGGUGGAGACGUUGAGAACCUCAUCUCGAAGGCUAAAAGCAACUACCAAUCGAGACAAUCCCGUCUCCCUCCUGCGAAAAGAUCGAUAGAUUUUGUCUUCGAGCCACAAGACUUUGACCCCGAUUUCGAUCGCUCGCUGGGUGCAGAGACAAACCUUCAGGACCUGUUCCGUGAUACAAUCGGCUGUGAAGAUAUCGUGGCGAAACUGGAUGGCUACCUGAAAGUUGCGAAAGGAAUGCGAGCUCAGGGUCUUGAUCCAAGGGAACAGAUACCAAUGAACUUUAUAUUUAAGGGCCCACCUGGCACUGGAAAGACGACUACCGCGAGAAAGUUUGGCCAGGUCUAUUAUGACCUUGGAUUCUUAUCCCAUGUCGAAGUAGUAGAGUGUUCCGCAAGCGAUUUGAUUGGCCAAUAUGUUGGUCAGACAGGCCCAAAGACCAUAAAGCAACUCGAACGUGGUCUGGGUAAAGUCCUCUUCGUAGACGAAGCGUAUCGUCUCAGUGAAGGCUACUUUGCCCAAGAAGCAGUCAACGAACUUGUGGACAUGAUGACAAAACCCAAAUUUGCUGGGAAGAUGGUCAUUAUCCUUGCUGGCUACGAUAACGACAUGAAUAACCUGCUCAGGGUAAAUGAGGGUUUAAGUAGUCGUUUCGCCGACGAAAUCAUAUUCCCAUCCUUGAGCCCAAAGCAAUGUCUUCAGCUGUUGGAACAUAGCCUUAAGCAGAGUCAUAUCACUAUCCCUACCCUGCAGGAUCCUUCAACACACGGAGAGUUUCUAAAUCCAAUUACUGAGCUCUCGAAGCUUCCUUCCUGGGGAAAUGCACGGGACGUUCAGACACUGGCGAAGAGCAUGGUCAGAAUCGUUUUCCAGACCAGUACAGCCAAAGUCGGCCAACUUACUCUUUCAAAAGAGAAUGCAAUGACCUGUAUUCAAGCCAUGCUGACCGACCGACGGGCUAGGGGUACUACACCAGCAAAACCUCCCGCUGAUUUCACCAGCAUGGUCCAGAUGAAAGACGCACCUCCACAACCACCUCCUAGCUUCAGCACCUCAACCGCAAAUCACACCAUCUCAGAAGCUGCCAAAGAAGAAGAAGAAGAACCCCUGACGCCCGCGGGAACCACAGAUGCGAUAGAUCCAACUCGUGACGCCGGCGUCUCCGACGACAUCUGGGCACAGCUACAAAAGGACCAGCAAAUAGCCGAGCUACAAGCGCAAACCUGGGAAGCUCGAAUCCGCGCCGAGGAAGAAGCCUGUCGAAUCGCAGAGGCGAUGGAGAAGAAACUCGCAGAAGAAGCCGCGGCUCUGCGAGCACUCCAGGCGAAGACGGAAGCUGAAGCUUUAGAACUUCUACGACGAAGAGAAGAGGCUAGGAUCCGAGAGGUAGAAGCGAAUGCUGAGAAGGAGCGCAAGAGGAGGGCUUUGGAGGAGAGUAGGCGAAGAGAGCUGGAGCGGAAGAGGGUGGAGGAAAUGGCGCAGGUGAAAUUGAAAGAGAUGGGUGUUUGUCCUGUGGGAUAUCAAUGGAUUAAACAGGGGCAUGGGUAUCGAUGUGCUGGGGGAAGCCAUUUUGUUUCGGAUGCUGAGCUUCGGAUGUGAUGGAAACACGUAUAGAAAAGAUCAUAUGGGCUUAAUAUUAGAAUAAGUUUUGUAAAUCGUGGUCGUCUAUAUUUACUUGCCCCUUUCCAUCCAAAAGUCUUAGUGGACCGGAUCCUCAUUUCGUGAGAGAAGUGUUCUAUUUCUCAACUUGGAUUAUUAUAUUCUUUCAUCACGAUUGGAUCCCCCUGGAACUUCACCAGUUACCAGAGACAGACGGGAAAACACGAAGUUUGCAUUUCUUCUUGAUAACUACAUCUACUGGGCAAGAAGCAAUUACCCUCAAUUCAACGCCAUACCCCUAUCUCAACAUCAAAACCCCAC